GUCGCCGGGUACCCGGACUGGCGGUCGGCCACAUUCGGGGUACCCGCCCUAGGCGGUGGAGCCGCGGAGGUCGGCCGCAGGUCCAUGUGUGAGUCAGUCCGCCGGCAUGCUGCGCUCCUCACGGAAGCAGAAAACAAGAUUAUCUUCCUGUUUCAUGAAGAAGAUGAAAACAGCUGGGUUACUGUUGAGAACAUCUGAAAAAACUCCACAGACCAAUGAGUAGAAUCAAUAAGAAUGUAAUCUUGGCCCUUUUAACACUGACAAGUUCUGCAUUUCUGCUGUUUCAGCUGUACUACUAUAAGCACUGUUUGUCACCAAAGAACGGAACCGGUUCAUCAAAGUCCAAGGGAAACCGAAUUGGAUUUGAUAGCACACAAUGGCGUGCAGUUCAGAAAUUUGUUAUGCUGACGUCCAGCCAAAAUGUGCCAGUGUUCCUUAUUGACCCUUGGAUUCUGGACUUGAUUAAUAAAAACUUGGAACAAGUGAAAAAUACUUCUCAAAGCUCCGCUUCAGACUGCAGGUUUUUCUGUGUUCCAAGAGACUUUACGGCAUUUGCACUGCAGUAUCACCUGUGGAAGAGUGAGGAUGGCUGGUUUCAGAUAGCUGAGAAUAUGGGGUUUCAGUGCUUAAAGACUGAAAGCAAAGAUCCUCGGCUAGAUGGAAUCGACUCACUUUCUGGAACUGAAAUCCCUCUGCACUAUGUCUGUAAGCUGGCCACUCACGCCAUCCACUUGGUGUUCUUUCAUGAGAGGAGCGGCAACUACCUCUGGCAUGGUCACCUGCGGCUCCAAGGACACAUGGACAGAAAGUUUGUUCCUUUUCGAAAGUUACAGUUCGGUCGUUAUCCUGGAGCUUUUGACAGGCCAGAGUUACAGCAAGUUACUGUAGAUGGACUAGAUGUGCUUAUUCCAAAAGACCCAGGACACUUUCUAGAAGAAGUACCACACUCCAGAUUUAUCGAGUGCAGGUAUAAAGAAGCUCGGGCAUUCUUUCAGCAGUACCUUGAGGAUAACACUGUGGAUGCUAUGGCCUUUCGGAAGAGGGCAAAGGAAUUACUGCAACUAGCCGCCAAAACAUUACAGGAAUUGGGAGUGCCCUUCUGGCUGAGCAGUGGAACUUGUCUAGGAUGGUAUCGGCAGUGCAGUAUUAUUCCUUAUAGCAAAGAUGUCGACCUAGGAAUUUUUAUACAAGAUUACAAACCUGAUAUUAUUUUGGCAUUUCAGAAUGCUGGACUUCCACUAAAACACAAGUUUGGGAAGGUGGAAGACAGCUUGGAACUAUCCUUCCAGGGAAAAGAUGAUGUAAAACUUGACAUUUUUUUCUUCUAUGAAGAGACUGACCAUAUGUGGAAUGGAGGCACGCAGGCCAAAACAGGAAAAAAGUUUAAGUACCUGUUUCCCAAGUUCACACUGUGCUGGACCGAGUUUGUAGACAUGAAAGUCCAUGUGCCCUGUGAAACAGUUGACUACAUUGAAGCCAACUAUGGUAAGACCUGGACGAUUCCUGUCAAGACAUGGGACUGGAAGAGCUCGCCCCCAAAUGUGCAGCCCAAUGGGGUCUGGCCUAUUUCUGAGUGGGAUGAGGUUAUCCAGCUGUACUGAGAAUACAAAGUUAUGGAGGGACAUUUCCCAAAAAGAAGGCGGGUAACUGUUUAAAAUGUGUGAGAGCCAAAGAAGAUAAGUGAGAGUUUGAAGACAUAAAUGUUCUAACUCGUGGGCCAUCUAAUCAGCUCCGCCAUUCAGCAUUCUCUGAGGUGUUUAUACACCAGGUAAAACACUAGGUUCUGGUGGUCAGGCAGAGAUGAAUGAGCAAAUGCCUGCCUCUCGCUUGUCAUGUCCAAUUUUCUGUUAAGGGAGUCUCCCCCACCUUCUGAAGAGCUGAUGUGCAUUGCGAUGUAUUCCAUGAUUCUUAAAACAUUAAAUAAUGUUUAUACUGGAAAGUGAGCUCAUCAGACAAAGCUAAGGAAGGGUACAUUCAUUAGGAAUAAUUCCUUCCUGCCAGUCCUCAGGACUUAAGCUACUGUGUUAGUGCCCCUUUAAGAUUGUGGAAUAUGAGUUAGUAUUUUAUGAGUGAUUAGACUUUGUGUCACACAGAGAAAGACAGUGGCAGACUCAUUUUACAAGCAAUGUGAUCCACAGUUGACUUAAAGCACAGGGCGAUUUAUAAAGGAAGAUGAGAGCCCAUUUCAAGUCUUGUCAAGAUGUAUCCUCUUUUCUUCAUAUUUGAAGUGAGAAGUUGAUGCCUAUGUGAUGCUUAAAUGUCUGACAUCAUAGGAACAUUGUCACUGACCUGCAGUGUUACUUGAUAAGUCACUCAGUCAUGCUGCCCAAAAGUUGUGAUUUCACAGAGCUUACUUUGCUCAUUUCAUUCUCAAUCGCUGUUAGACUUAAAAAUAGGAGUUAUUCAUGGAUAGUUUUCUAUGUUCUGAACUUAUAACUCUUCUACCCUUAAUUUGAAUUUUGACACUAAAUACUAGUAGAUAUACCUCUGAGUUUUCUAAUAUACCCUUUAUUUAUGUAUGAACUGUAGCUCCAUUUCUUUAAUCGAUAGCCUACACUCUUAAUUGAUUUAGCAUAAAGAUAAGACUGUUGUUCUAUCCAAAAUUACUUCAGGUUUCCAUAAUGAGAGUAAAUGUGAACUUGAUAACUCUUCCUCAUUCCAAAUCACUGCUUAAAACCUUUGUUCAUCUCUAGAUUUUCUUUCUGCUGAGUGUAGUAGUGCAAGGACUCAGACUUCCCUACUACCAAGUACUACACAUGCUGGACCCCUUGACCUCCUUUUUCUUCUCAAAAUACACUCGUGAGUAGGCUGGGCUAGCUGCACCCAUCUCUGUACCUGUACUUAAGUGAUGUGCUCUAAGUGAGAUAUGCAGGGCAGUCUGACACAGUUAAUGCUGCCUGGGAGAGGAGGUUCUCUACUCUCUGCUGCUUAGGGAUGCUUUCCCUGGCAGCUUGGCAGAUUUCCCUGUGGAACUAUAGUUACUAAAAUGGAAACCAGAAUAUCUGAGGGAAUGGGCUGGCAGAAAUUAAAAAAACAAAACCAAACCAAAAACAACCUUGGGGGACGUUACUUAAA
Peromyscus eremicus (cactus mouse) is the source of this 3075-nucleotide messenger RNA. It is a transcript of the gene Fktn, whose product is annotated as fukutin. Lineage: Eukaryota; Metazoa; Chordata; Mammalia; Rodentia; Cricetidae. Bases 216 to 1601 code for a protein of 461 amino acids. The record is from RefSeq and is a predicted model, not a curated record. The transcript has 10 exons. Gene Ontology annotation, cellular component: Golgi membrane.